AUGUCCUACGAUCCCAACGACGUCGAGCACAUCGAGCUUGACGACUUCAUCUGCGACAAGUACAGCAAGCCUGGCGAGCUCGGCAACAAGCGCAAGUACAAGCACAUCAAGCCUAGCGACUUCAUCGGCAACAAGCACAAGCUCAAGUACAUCAAGUCUGGCGGCUUCAUCGGCGAUAACCACAAGCACAUCGAGCCUGGAAAGCUCAGCAACGAGCACAAGCACAUCAGGUCAGGCAGGCUCAUCAACAACCACAGCCACUUCAGAUCUGACAAGCUCAGCAACCACCACAAGUAUAUCAAGUCUGGGGACUUCAUCAACGAUCAGCACAAGCACAGAUACAUCAAGCCUAGCGAGCUCAACAACAAGCACAAGCACGUCAGAUUUAGUGACCUCAUCGGCGACAAGCACAAUCUCCAGUACAUCAAGCCUGGCAAGCUCGGCAACGAGCACAAGCACAGAUACAUCGAGCUCAGCAACAAGCGCAAUUCCAAGCACAUCAAGCCUAGCGGCUUCACCGGCGGCAAGCACAAUCACAAGCACAAGCACGUCAAGCUUCACCACUCUCAUGACAUCUACCAUCUCGUCCACAAGUACCUCCUUGCCAACAAGCUCUCUGGCGGCUACCACAACUACAGCAACUACAUUAUCGACUACCAGUAUCACAACAUCAGCUGCGGCGACGAGCACCACUGCAGCACCCCAAUGCAAUGCAUCGGUGGAUUUCUGUUCUCCCCUCGUUGUGGGCUGCAAGCUUUCGCCAACUCCUUCAUCGGUCAGGACAAUGUCCGGUCCGUCGGGUACGGCGACAACACGGCAUACGGAUUCAGCUUGACCACUUCAGAAUUGGAAGACUCGCUCGGCCUCCUAGGAUCCCUCAACUCGCUCUGCGCCGCAACGGGCAUCUUUGAGUUGCAGAUCUCGGAUACCACCUGCGCUGCGACCGCGCUCCCAACGCAGCAAUGCGACGUCGAUGUUUCCUUCUGCGCACUACAGUCUUUCGACACUGCAGGGAUCACAACGGGAACAUGCACCUAUGGUGUCCUUUCCCUCCCAUGUGCCCUCACGUCGCAAGUUGAGAGUAAAGCCCUCAGUGAUUGCCAAGCACUGGAUUCGGCCUGUCAAGCGUACGGCAACUACCUGCUGACUCCGCUUACUGCAUCACAGUCCGUUGCCGAAAUCCAAGAAUCCAUCGCCGCAUAUGCUCUGGACAACACUUGCCUGAUAAGCAGCACAGUCACUCUGAGUGACGCUUCAUGCUCCUGA
This is a messenger RNA of Capronia coronata CBS 617.96, 1266 nucleotides long. RefSeq lists its product as uncharacterized. The record is from RefSeq and is a predicted model, not a curated record. NCBI's taxonomy places the organism in Eukaryota, Fungi, Ascomycota, Eurotiomycetes, Chaetothyriales, Herpotrichiellaceae. The transcript is spliced from 2 exons. Bases 1 to 1266 code for a protein of 421 amino acids.